GUGCAUUCCAUGGCAAUCCAUGUUUUUUAUAGGCUGUCACUCACUCCCACUUGUCCACCACUCACCUCACUUUUUCCCAUGUAUAACAACUCUUCUCUGUCACCUAUCAUAUUUCUUUCAAUCAAUACAAUUGCUUCCUAAUUCAUAUCAGAAGCCAUGACUGCCCAACCAAAGAAGAUCAUCAUCGACACCGACCCUGGCAUUGAUGAUGCUAUGGCGAUUUUUCUGGCAUUACGAUCACCAGAGGUGGAGCUGAUUGGACUUACAACUAUAUUUGGGAAUGUUUAUACGACCCUGGCCACGAGAAAUGCCCUGCAUUUGCUUGAAGUUGCAGGGAGAACUGAUAUCCCAGUUGCUGAGGGAUCUCAUGUCACUAUUACUAAAGAUACGAAACUUCGAGUUGCUGAUUUUGUACAUGGUGCUGAUGGACUUGGCAACCAAAAUUUUCCUCAGCCAAAAGGAAAGCCAAUUGAGCAGUCAGCAGCUGCCUUUCUCAUUGAGCAAGCAAACCUCUAUCCUGGAAAAGUCACAGUGGUGGCACUAGGCGCACUUACAAAUAUUGCCCUGGCCAUCCAACAAGAUCCUGCACUUUCUAGGAACAUUGGGCAAAUUAUUCUUCUUGGUGGUUCUUUUGCACUAAAUGGGAAUGUGAAUCCAGCAGCAGAGGCCAAUAUUUUUGGUGAUCCAGACGCUGCAGAUAUUGUCUUCACAAGUGGAGCAGAUGUUUUGGCUGUGGGCUUAAAUGUUACUCAUCAAGUCGUAUUGACAGAUGCUGAUAGACAGAAGCUGGCAAGGUCAGAUGGGAAAUUUGCUCAGUAUUUGUGCAAAAUCUUAGAGGUGUACUUCUCUUAUCAUGAUUAUGCAUACAACACAAAAGGAGUUUUCCUUCAUGAUCCAACAACCCUUCUUGCAGCUGUUGAUCCUUCUCUUAUGACAUAUGCCAAAGGUGUUGUUAGAGUCCAGACCAGUGGCAUCACAAGGGGAUUGACAUUGUUACACAACACACAGAAAAGGUUUGGUGAAGUCACUGAAUGGAGUGAUAAACCCACAGUGAAGGUUGCUGUCACAGUUGAUGCUCCUGCUAUUCUCAACCUUGUCAUGGAGCGGCUUAUGGAUUCCUGAAGAAUUCAAGCUACUGAAUGAUAAAUCAUAAUUCUAGGGAAUUGAGCUCGUUCUCAACAGUCCUCAAGUCUUGGAUGCAACUUCUUGUCGUUGAUUUCAUUUAAGAUAUAUCCCACAUUACAUUGGUUGAGUUCUUGAUGAUUUUCUAUUGUCCUUCGUUUAAGGGCAUCUGAUCUGGUCACUAGAUGCAUCUUUUUUGUGACGUUAAGGUUCAUAUUUUUAUCAUCUUUUAAUAAGGAUGUCGUGAAACAGCCAUUUUAUCUCAA
Messenger RNA from Juglans microcarpa x Juglans regia, 1388 nucleotides. RefSeq names its product probable uridine nucleosidase 2. Gene Ontology annotation, molecular function: purine nucleosidase activity. Gene Ontology annotation, cellular component: cytosol. Lineage: Eukaryota; Viridiplantae; Streptophyta; Magnoliopsida; Fagales; Juglandaceae. Gene Ontology annotation, biological process: purine nucleoside catabolic process. The record is from RefSeq and is a predicted model, not a curated record. Bases 157 to 1122 code for a protein of 321 amino acids. The transcript has 9 exons.